AAUUAGUUUGUUUUCUCUGUUCUUUUAACUUCCUCGUAUUUUCCUUUCUCCUUCUUUCUUCCAAUUUCCUCAAUACAAUUCUCCCAUUUUCCAUCUCUCUUUGAUUAUUUAAAUUGAUUUUAUCAUAUGUUUUAUAAAGAUAACAGCACAAUGAGAGACGAUGGAGCAGGAGAUUGCACUAAAUUUGUUGAUACUGGAAGUAGUAUACCCAGAUCAAAAUUUAGUAAUAUAAUGCAUUCUGAUCCCAAUAUGUCGUCCACUGUCCAUGAUGAUGAUUUUUCCAUCCGUAACAGCAGCGCCUCGGCCGUAACUCCGGGCUUUUUUGAUCCUAAUCGGUUGAGUUGCGAAGGGUCUCCGAUGACAAUGUCACCGUGGAAUAAUAGUAGCUCUCCUUUUACAAAAUCUCCAUGGAUUCCUUUUGACGAUACUAAUAUUCCUCAGAAUGGACUUAUCGGUUCUCUUGUUCGAGAAGAAGGUCAUAUUUAUUCGUUGGCUGCAAAGAAGGAUCUUCUUUAUACGGGUUCUGAUAGCAAGAACAUUCGUGUGUGGAAGAAUCUGAAAGAAUUUUCUGGGUUCAAAUCAAGCAGUGGUUUGGUUAAGGCAAUUAUAAUUUCUGGCGAAAAGAUUUUCACCGGUCACCAAGACGGAAAGAUUCGGGUUUGGAAGGUUUCUCCAAAGAAUGCAAGCAUACACAAACGCUCGGGAACUCUACCAACACUAAAAGACAUAUUCAAAAGCUCGAUCAAACCGAGCAAUUACGUUCAAGUUCGAAACCACCGCACAUCUCUUUGGAUCAAACAUUCUGAUGCAGUUUCUUGCUUAAGCUUUAAUGAAGAUCAGACCCUUUUAUAUUCUGCUUCUUGGGAUAGGACCUUCAAAGUCUGGAGAAUCUCGGACUCGAAAUGUCUCGAAUCCAUCAGCGCUCAUGACGAUGCAGUGAACUCUGUGGUGGCAACAACCGAAGGAAUGGUGUUUACAGGAUCAGCUGAUGGAACUGUAAAAGUAUGGAAAAGGGAACAACCAGGGAAAACCACAAAGCAUAGCAUUGUUCAGACAUUGUUAAAACAAGAAUGUGCUGUUACAGCUUUAGCUGUAAACACCAGCGGUACCGUUCUAUACUGCGGGUCGAGUGACGGUGUCGUCAACUUUUGGGAAAGAGAAAAGCAGCUGUCUCAUGGUGGGGUUCUUAAAGGACAUAAAUUAGCAGUUCUGUGUCUUUCGGCUGCUGGGAAUUUGGUGUUCAGCGGAUCAGCAGACAAAACAAUCUGUGUAUGGAGGAGAGAUGGAAAUAUCCACACGUGUCUGUCGGUGCUGACUGGGCAUACAGGGCCAGUAAAGUGCUUGGCUGUGGAGGAAGAUCGAGAGCAGUCUAAACCUGGAGACCAGCGGUGGGUAGUGUACAGUGGGAGUCUCGACAAAUCUGUUAAGGUUUGGAGUGUAUCUGAAUUAGCACCUGAUGUUAAUCAGGUGGCUAUGAUGCAGCAACAGCAGUAUAUGAUGAAUCAUGAUGUGGGCGAGCCUGCUACAUCCGACGGUAGUAGCAGAGGAGGCAGGAUACGCUAAUCUUAAAAACUCUGGAUCUUUAAUUACUAACAGUACCGCUCAGACCCAGCAGACUGGGAAAUAUGAAGGAAAGAAGAUUGCGAGAAAUUUCGGUUUUGUACAACUCUAGUGGAUGCUGUGUAAGUAAUAUUAAUCGCUUGACUAUUCAGAUUGUAGAUUUUACCCAGUAAGAGUUUCUCCAUGUGUUUUGUGAUUGUUCCAAGUGAAAAUUUGCAGAUAUGAAAUGUGUGCCAUGUAAUUUAAUAAAACUAUUUUAUGCAUGUUCAGUUAAUUGA
This is a messenger RNA of Mercurialis annua (annual mercury), 1838 nucleotides long. RefSeq names its product protein JINGUBANG. The coding region runs from base 127 to 1563 and encodes 478 amino acids. The record is from RefSeq and is a predicted model, not a curated record. The transcript has a single exon. Gene Ontology annotation, molecular function: protein binding. NCBI's taxonomy places the organism in Eukaryota, Viridiplantae, Streptophyta, Magnoliopsida, Malpighiales, Euphorbiaceae.